GCGAAAAAAACGUGGACAGAAUCACGGAAUCCAGACAUUAAAACAGAAUUCAACAGUAUUCAAAAAUGUGUCAAACUUAAUAGGGAAUCAACUAAAUGUAUUUAAAGUGAAUUAAUUUGUCAAAUUGUAUCAUAAGACUUGAACAGAAUCCAUCAGUGAUUUGUAUUUCCUGCAACUUUCUGAAAAAGCAAAGAGAAUUCCUCAUCUAUAUGUGCAGUACGUGCGUCUACCACUUUGUGUAGCUGUUAGCGAUGAUGCUAAUGAAAAGUCUUCUGGUAGAUGGAAAGGCUUUCACAAAAACCUUCAGUUAAAUGUUAACUACAAAGUAGCCUAUGCUACUUUUCUAUAAAGAAAAGUGUGAUUUUGAGAGUGAAAACCUGAAAAAAGGGGAAAACGGACACCUGGAAAAACAAAACGGAGAAAACUGAAUUUGGGAAAAAACUAAACGUAAUCAGGCAAAAUAUAACAGAUUUUUUUAGGGCCCUAUAUUGUGUCUUUGCAUGCCGUGAUGAAAUGAUGAUACUGUAGCUUCCUAAAAAAUUGCUGACCGUUUCCUGAUCCACUGCCAGGGCAUGGCAGAGCUAUCAUUGCAGCGUCCAACCCCACAGUUCAUAAACGGAACACUGUCUGUACCACAUCUACAAAGGACUGUGUCUAUAGCUGUGACUGUACCAAUACCGUGUUCGCGCUGCACCAUUGACUCUGUCAGUGCACGCGUGUGUGUUAGUUUAAUCCAUACUAGCCAGAAAAGUGUGUGUGCUGUUGCAGGGUUGCCAUGGCAGCAGGAGGGGGCAGGGUGCCAGACUCCUUCAGACAGCUGACAGAGUCAGAGAGAGAGAGAGGGAGGGAAGAGGAAGAGGAAAGAGGGAGACUUCCAUGGAUGUGCCAGUGGCAGAAGGCACACAGCACGUGCUGGUGCUCAGCUCACCCUGCCUCUCUGUCCUCUGUGGUGUAGCUGACUGACCAUGCUGUCAGUGACCAUGCUGCCUCCCCUAUGUAUGCUCUCUGUUCAGUCUGCUUCUGUUAUUUCUUAUAAAGAGCUAGACAACAUCUCUCCUGAUUGUGUUUUGUUCAAAGGAGAUGCAGCAAAAGCUAAUCCCAACCAUGGGUUUACUGUACCUAGCUGCUACUGUAGUUGGUUAGAUUUAUUUACCAUCAAAACACUACACGUACCUGUAUCUGACAUUUGUAGAAAUAUGCCUUAUGUCGCUCAUACAGUACCUCUUUCCAUAGCCAGUAUAAAAAUGAUGCGUACAGAGCCGCUGCCUGCAGAGGGGAUGUAUUAGAAUAUGUUUCCUGGCUUAAGCUUCCCUCGCCUGUCCUCUUUAAAUUCCCUCCACUUGAUCUUCUGUUCUGUCGUUGAGUUGCAUAAGACAAAUCAUUAGCAGAUUGGGAAGCAGUUACAGGGUACAUUGAAGAGCUUAGUGGAGACUAGAGCGUCUCCUGUCCAUCUGCAUGAUCCAGGGAUUCUGACUGUGGCGACAUCACCUUGUGAACACAAACCUGUCAGAGUGGGCACAUGCCUGCUGUGCGGGUGUGGGACGUUGCAGAACGGACCCAGGUUGCUGAGUUACAGGAACAUAAGUACGGCAUCUCCUGUGUGGCCUUCUCCCCCAACAGCAAGUACAUCGUCAGCGUGGGAUACCAGCACGACAUGAUUAUCAAUGUUUGGGCCUGGAAGAAAAACAUAGUGGUGGCAGCCAACAAGGUGUCCAGUAAAGUCACAGCUGUGUCCUUCUCAGAUGACAGCAACUACUUUGUCACGGCAGGGAACAGGCACGUCAAGUUCUGGUACCUGGAUCACACCAAAUCAUCCAAGGUGAACGCCACGGUUCCUCUGCUGGGUCGCUCGGGGCUCCUGGGGGAGCUGAGGAACAACUUCUUCAGUGACGUGGCAUGUGGGAAGGGUCGUAAAGCCGGUAGCACCUUCUGCAUCACCUCCUCGGGCCUGCUCUGCGAGUUCAAUGACAAACGCCUGCUGGACAAAUGGGUGGAGCUAAGGAAAAACGACAGUGUCACAACCAGUCAGGCCACAUCUCUGUCUGUGACGGACGAGCUGAUCUUCUGUGGCUGUGCCGACGGCACGGUUAGGGCCUUCAGCCCCGUCAACCUGCACUUCAUCUGUACCCUGCCACGCCCACACUGCCUGGGCACCGACAUCGCCACCGUGGUGGAGGCUAGUCACCUCUUCAGCCACAAGAUGGACGCCCGGUGUCCAGACACGGUGGCUGUAUCUUAUGACCCUGCGAGCCGCUGGCUGUCCUGUGUCUACAACGACCACAGCCUGUACGUGUGGGACGUACGGGACCUCCGCAAAGUGGGCAAGGUCUACUCCGCCCUUUACCACUCGGCCUGCGUGUGGAGCGUCGAGGUGUACCCAGACAGGGUAAGUGAUGGCAGGCAGCCCUGUCUGCCUCCAGGCUCCUUCCUCAGCUGUUCUUCAGACAAUACUGUCCGGCUCUGGAACACUGAUGGACACAACACAACUCUCAGCCGCAACGUCAUCAGCAACGACCUCCAGAAGAUCAUCUACAUGGACAACAACACAGCCGGUCUGCUGGACACAGAGUGCCUCAACUCGGGGAAUGGAGAGAAGGCCGACCCCCAGACCUCCGAGACCAGGACGGGCAUCAGGACCGUGUGUGUCAGCCCAGACGGGCAGCACCUGGCAUCGGGCGACCGGACCGGCACCUUGAGGAUCCACGAUCUGGAGAGCAUGGGGGAGAUUCUGAACGUUCAGGCCCACGACUCAGAGAUCUUGUGUCUGGAAUACUCCAAGCCUGAGACGGGGCUGAAGCUGCUAGCCACAGCGAGUCGAGACCGGCUGAUCCACGUGCUGGAUGCAGAGCGGGAGUACAGCCUGCUGCAGACGCUGGAUGAACACUCCUCUUCCAUCACCGCUGUACGAUUUGCUGCCGAUGAAGGCAAGGUCAGGAUGAUCAGCUGUGGCGCUGACAAGAGCAUCUACUUCCGCACAGCGCAGAAGUCAGAUGAAGGAACCGUGUUUACCCGCACCCACCACAUCGUACGCAAGACAACGCUGUAUGACAUGGAUAUUGACCCCACCAGGAAGUAUGCUGUUAUUGGUUGUCAGGACCGCAGCAUCAGAAUCUUCAACAUCAGUAACGGCAAACAGAAGAAACUGUACAAGGGCUCCCAAGGAGAGGAUGGGACUGUCAUCAAGGUUCAGACAGACCCCUCAGGGCUGUAUGUGGCCACCAGCUGUUCAGACAAGAACAUCAGCAUCUUUGACUUCUACUCUGGGGAGUGUGUGGCCACCAUGUUUGGACACUCUGAGGUUGUGACUGGAAUGAAGUUUACCAAUGACUGCAAGCACAUGAUAACUGUGUCUGGUGAUAGCUGUAUCUUUGUGUGGCGUCUGGCCCCGGAGCUGACCAUCAGUAUGAGACAGCGUCUCUCGGACCUCAAGCAAAACGGCAAGCCAGUUCAGAAGACCCCACCUCACAAACCUUGCAAUCUCAGCACCAGGAGAGAGGUACAUAGCACCCCUCCCAUUGUCACCAUGUCCUCCGACAGUGACAAAGAGGUGGAGGAGGAGGGGAUAGAAGAGGAGGAUGAGGAAGAGAGGGUCUCUCCUUACAUGGUGUCAGGCUGCAGUGCAGGAGAAGACACAGACACCUCAGAUGAAAAGCACAACUCUCACGAACUGAAAAGGGAGAACUCUUUUGGCAGGCGGUCUUCCCAGGGCAGUCACCACUCUGAGGACAGGGGUCCCCGUCCACGGCGCCGCUGGUCCAGACGCAUGGACAGCAUGGAUCUGAUGGUCAAGUCCAUGUUGGACCUCAGACAGCUGGACUCCUUCGCCAUGCCCCCCUCCUCCCCCACUAAGACCCAAACCCAGCCUGUUUCUGACUCCUUCAGAGACCCAUUCAGAGAGGACGAGCUGGGCAGCACCAUCAGCCUGCAACCCCUCACUGCAUGGGGGGAGUCUGAGCAGAGGUCCCAGCAGCGGCCCAAAUACAUCAUGCUCUCUCCACAGACACCUAACACAGAGACGGGCCCAGUGCUGUACCCCGACGGCUUUGAGGACAGGGUCAGCUUAGCCGGCAGUGAGUACCUGGUGAAGGAGCUGCUGCCUGGGCCUGGGGCCAGCAGGACUGUGAAGGGGUACCAGAACCACAACCAGUGGAGCCAGGGCCACCAUGACAAACACAGCUCAGACAGUGCCUUCUCUGUGGACUACUCCAGCAGCAGACUGUCCAGCCCAGACAGUCAGCAGCAGCCUCCUGGAGAGGACUCUGAGCCCAUGGAGCCUCUCAGUAUGGAUGGGAAUUCCUCUGAAUUGGACAUGGAGGAACUGGAGGUGGAAGAGGAGGGGGGCGUAGGGAGGGGAGAUGCCAAGGGGAUGACGGUAGUACCCCAGACCCCGGACCAGGAGGCCUUCCUCAAACAGCACUUUGGCAACCUGGCUGAGCUUAACAACCCAGUGAGUCCGACGAGAGUUGCCACCCCUGACAGUAUCAGCAUCUCCUCCAAGUUCCUGUCCCAAUGCGCUACUGGAAGCAGGACCUCCUUUCCAUUCCUAUCUAAGAGCAUUGGUGAGGGGAAGGUAGGCAGCGGUGUGGUGAAGCCCCUGGUCUCUCAGGUGAGGCCUCUCAUGGAGCACAACCAGGGCCAGAGCCACAACCAGGACAGAGACCAGACCCAGAGCCAAGGCUAUAGCCAGUCUCAGGACUAUGGCCACAGCCAAAGGAAGCUCUCAGAAGACUCUCAAAAGGGCCCCACCGGGAGACUAGAAGUAGUGGACACAACGGAGAAGUGUUUUAAUCUGCGGGCCUCUCCUCUGAGGAAGAAGCUGUUUAACCCUGCAGUGGACUCGCGUAGGAUGGUCAGCCCUGUGGCCAAGGCUGCAGCCUCUCACCUCACAACUACAGGCAUGAGGAAGUCCCAGUCAGUCCAGAACCUGCACACUGAGGUAGACAUGCCUCUAACCCUGUCUCGGCCCUCCAAGGAGGUGGCCCCCCUGACCCAGCACUCCCAGUUCCAUCACUCCCAGGCCAGCGAGGGUCCAGUGACACUCCCCACCACCCCCCGCAGCACACUGCCCAGCAUGCCCCCCUUCUGCAGCCCCACCUCCCCCCAGCCUCAGGACAACACCAGUACCAGCCACAGCACAGCCACUAUGCCCAGGAGCCUAAAGUCCCGCUGCUCCUACAUGAGCCCCACCACCAGUUCCAUGGCCAAGAUGUCCCGCUCCGUGUCCAUGGGAGACAACCUAAACGUGACUGAGGAGGAGUCUGGGUCUGGAAGUAGUUCCAACACCUCCAACUCCAACCCUCCAAUGACCAAGAGUCAGAGCUGCUCCACCCAGAGUCCGAGUACUAAAACAUCUAUCCCAGUGGCCAUGGUCUCCUCGGCGUCUUCCUCCCUCUCAGGGAUGGGUUUAGCCAUGCCCCAAGCUGCUGUUUUCCCCACACUCAUAGCUAGCUCUAACUCUAACCCAACCACCAAGAGUCUGCAGGCCAAGCUGACGUGCAGCACCCGGCCCCAGCUCAACCUGGACAUCUCCAAGUCCCUCCCAGACAAGCCCUCCCUGGCAGUCUUCACACCCAACGGUACCUCCAAGACCACCACCACUUCCUCCAAGACUGUCAAAGAGGACAACCUCUCCCCCAGAUCACCAGUUAGCUUGUUGCCCCAGCAGGGCCAGAAUCAACCACCACCGCUCUCCAACAACGUCCAGCUAGUCAUUGCACUGUCCCCCUCCCCUGCUGCUCCUGUGGAGACUAGCCUAGUGCAGAGCCCUGAGGCGGAGCAGCUUGGUCUCACCGCGGAGCUGCGUCCUGAGGCCCCUGUUGUAGACAACAGACUGGAACAGCCAAAGGCAGAGGAAUGCCAGGGCCUGACCCAGGAGGAGAGCCCCGUGACGGAGCUGUCUCUUCAGGGCAAUCCGGUCUACCUGCUGUCACAACGAGGGCCCGGCCAGGACCGCACAGGUUUGCUCCAGCGUUCUCCCUCCUUCACCCUGUCAUCUCUGCGUCUGGGCCUGCCCCUGACCAGCACCAAGCACUUCUUUACUACUGGUGCACUGUGGCCUGCUGUCUCCACCCCCAUGUACUCUUCACCUUCACCCUGUCCAUGUCCUCCGUCACUUAACCGGUUUCUCUCGAUUGACAAUUCUCUCAGUAUGGAGUCGUGCAGGGUGUUGGCCAGCGAGCUACAGAACUCGUUUAGGAAGGCCUCCUGGUUCUACAGGAUGGUGAACAGUGUGCCAGUAGCCUCCAGGCAGGAGCAGCAUGAGAUGGCCCGGGUCCUGUCUGAGGCCUUUGAGGUUGUGAGGGCCGAGCUGAGCUCCCUGCCCCAGAGCUCACCAUCCCCCUCUGGAGAACCUGCAGCAGGAGGCUCCCUGUGUAUGCUGGCCUGCCGGCCUGUAGGACCAGGGACAGGGGGAUCAGGCUCAGGGGAGGAGAGGACUCUGGCUCUGCUGGAGCAGUACUCUGAGCUCCUCCUAAAAGCUGUGGAGAAGAGGCUGGACAACAAUCAGGUCUCCUAGAGACAUCUCAAGGGAGAGGCAUCUUAUUUUACCCCUCCCUUUAAGACUGAACCAACAAACCCUCUGGCAAAUGCAGACCUGAUUGAUCAGUGGACUUACUACAGUACUCGUUUUUUAAAUAAACUUUUUGAAGAUGAAUAAAUUAAAAUAUUCCUGAGGGACAUAUUUUUUACAAGUUCUUUGUUAAAGCACUUCUAUCGCUCUCUCGCUCUGCUGGACUCUAGUUGGGUGGUCCCCUCUCUCCCUGUCAGAUCUCUGUAGGACUUGGUGGGAUUGUGUGGCUUGCAGUCAGCACAAAGGCCCACUGUAAUAGGCCAACGUCUAACACUAACAUGCCAACAGCACAGAUACUGAUAGUGUAGGGAGACCCCUCAGGAUGAUCGAUACCUCAGCAUUCAUUACCAGUGUGGCUAAGCUGCACUAUAGACUGUCAUUCACCAACCUUCCUCCCUCUGUCAUCUACAGUACCUACCAGACAACUGCACUCUCACAAACAUUUGUUUUAUUUACCCCUGUUGCCAAAUAUUGUGCCCUGCUACUUUGUUUUGAAGGAAGUUAGCCUGAGGUGAAUACAUAAGUAAUUAGCGGUUAUGCCCUUUGUUACAUACUGUAGAUCUCCCCUAGAUUAAGGAAAUAUGAAUAGUUGCUACAUUUUGAUGCGGGCCAUCAUUUUGGGUAGAAGUUGCAGAACAUUUUGGAGAAUCGAAGGGUGUUGUUGUUCAAUACCUUUCCUGACCCCAGUGAUCUAAAACAAUACAAUUAUGAUCGCUACAAUUUCAACUUUCUGUGUUGGUGUCCCUGUCCCGACCAGGGCUCUUACCCACCAACACAAUGGACCAGGCCAUAGCCUCCUCAAAACUACAAGUGGAACACAAGACCCUUCUAAGUCUUAGAAGCCAGAUUAUCAGACAUGAGCAUGUUUUAGUGGGUGAUUUGAGAGGCCCUGUCUGUGUGUGUUGUGUGGUUGUAUUUAUUAUGUUGUAAAAGGUCCAUGUUACACAGGGGGGUUUUCAGCCUCUUGUUGUAGUUUGUUUUGAUACUGCUGACUGGUGUCAGUAUGUUUUGUGCCAGAGCGAGGUCAUCAGUGGGGGACCAACAUUGCAAAAAACAGAAGACCUUGAAGAUAGACAGUAUCAACUGAGUGUCCUCGUUCUUCAACUCUACUGGAUCAUUUUAUAAAACGUGUGAAAUGUUUCAAGGAAAUGGGUGCCUUAAUUCAAAACCAGCUUUUUUCAUGGUUCUAAAUGUGUUCGGCAAAACCAAAAUAAUAUUGAAUUGUAAUCAAAAGGCAACUACUGAAAUGUAUCUACUGCUAUGGGAAUUUUUAUUUAACUUUUAUUUAACUUGGCAAGUCAGUUAAGAACAAAUUCUUAUUUUCAAUGACGGCCUAGGAACAGUGGGUUAACUGCCUUGUUCGGGGCAGAACGACAGAUGUGUACCUUAUCAGCUCGGGGAUUCGAACUUGCAACCUUUACUAGCCCAACGCUCUAACCACUAGCCUACCCUGCCGCCCCAGGGCAUCAAAUGACAUCGAGGAGAAAUGUUCUCUGGUGACAAUGAAAAGAGACAUCUUAGUGUUGGGUUACCUGAGGGUAAGAACAUAUUUCAUUCAUAGCUCUUCAGAGCUCUGCCGCACCAAUUCCUCAACAUUAAUUGGCUUCACGUUUUUAUCCUCGUCUCUGGUACAUUUCCACCACAGUAACAAUAUAAAGCACUUUCUUUCCUAUCAGAAUGAUCAUAGGUCAAAUUAAUGUAUUUGUAAUAGCUUAGGAUACUAAACUGAACCUUCAGGGUCUCUGUGUGUGUAUAUAAUGGUGUAAUGUAUCUGAGUCAAGGGCUCAGACUAAUUCUUAUGUUCUGCUGCUGCUAUGGUAAUUGUGGCCGCAGACAAGCACAACAUUGCCCCCUGGUGUUGGACCUAAAUCACUGCCCAGCUGCUAUGAUAGACAGCCCAAUCGCUCACCUCCCACCACUCAUCUCUGGUCACGAUAAUGAUAUUCUGUGCUGUAUUUUACAUGCUAUAAUACACUAGUGCUCUCAAACAAUCUUUUAAUCACCUGUGUAUACAGUACUGGGUGUUUUCUCAGUUAUUGUUACUUGUUAGGAAACUUUUACAGUCUGAUCAGGUACCCAAUGUUCUAUCCUUUCAAAGUGCCACGCCUGUAACUUUAUCCUUUCUACUCUUGAGUUAAUCAUUGUAUGUACAAAUGACUAGAUGGAUGUGCAUGGACAGACCGCAAAGAUUUUAAAUUGCAGUCGAGCCCUGACAGGACAUGGGUAAUGGUAUAGAAUGAGAAUGAAUUAUUCUACUGUUUAUUAGUUAUUCAGUAUUUCCCCAUCUGAUUGACAAUAUUCAGAACGGUAACGUUAUCUAGCAGACUGGAGGUUUCAUUAAGACAUAGGAUUGUAUUUCAAUGGACAGUAGUACAGAUAACUUAUAACUUUCUGCUGCUUGUAUGCAUGAGUAUAUAUGCAUGAAGGGUGGUGAGGUAUGGAGGUUGACUGACUGGCUCGUUCCUUAGUAGGAUUGCAUGGUUGAACGUACCCUAGGCUUUUUAAAGAGUCGAUCCCGCUUUUUUUCACUGACUGGUACCCCUGUAGCUGACCCUAGUUCUAAUCUCACCUUUUGUAUGUUAUGAUGAUUACUUGUCUUAAACUGCAGAUGAUGGACCAGCAUUUCCUCUUUUAGGAAUGAUCACCUUUCAGGCAUUUUGUGAGCUGUUUUCUGUUUUGCACCAACCUCAGUGUUUUUACUGUAUUCCCUCUCUGAACUUCUCUCUCUCUGCCAGGGAAUAAAACAUAUUUAUUACACUCAC
Salmo salar (Atlantic salmon) is the source of this 9330-nucleotide messenger RNA. The record is from RefSeq and is a predicted model, not a curated record. Lineage: Eukaryota; Metazoa; Chordata; Actinopteri; Salmoniformes; Salmonidae.